AUGUUUGUUUUGGUUGACGUGUUGGUAUCCCCUGUAUUUAAAGUAAUAUUUGGGAUUUUGGACCUUGAAAAUUAAAGAUUGCGAUUGCUGGUAUUAUAUAAUGUGCUGCAGUAGGAUUUUUAUUGAAUCAAAAUAUUCUGGCCCAUAGCAUGGUAUGUACCAACUUGGAAGUUUACAGGGGUGAGGGCCAUCAUAUAGGUUUAUGGCAUGUGUGCAUUCAGUGUCGGUCUGUGUCAGGGGUGGACCACAGGAGUGAGUUCUGGAGGGAUUUUUCACAUCUCAGUGCUUCCAUUUCAUGGAAGACACUUGGUGGGGACUGGGGAGCAAUGUAGUGGUGUGGCUUGUGUACCACUAUUCAGCUUGCUGCACCAUGCAUUCUUUCCAGUUUCCACUCACCCAUGUCCUCUCUUUCAAGACUCAUGAAUGUAAAUCACUCUCAGAUAGAUCUUUUGAGUCAGUGCAUGUAUUUGUGCCAGCCUUAAGCUUAUCCCGCUGUGCCAUGGUUGAUGGAUUUGAUGCAAGUUUACCGGACCUUUGAGCUUUGAUGCUGCUACGUGCCUUGCCUGAUCCUGCUGCUUGCUGAUUGCCUGCCUGGUUUUGCCCCUUUAUGGGUGAGUAGUGGCAGUUGCCUGAACCUGGUUUUAAUGCUCCCACUCUUUUAUAUAUUCACCCAUUCGUAUUACAUUUUAUAAUUGUGUCAUGUGUGCCAAUGUAUUUACUGUGUUAUAUUUUAUUAUGUUACAUACUUCAUACUUGUAUAUCUGUCGCUUGCUCUCCUGUUCUGCACUAAAGCCAAUUCCCGCAUUUUGUUCACUUGUAGGGCAUCAAGAGUUGAGUCUAGAAAAACCUGGGAAUUAAACUGAAUCCAAGGGCACCCUUCACCAUGACUCCAGUGCAGCAAGUGAAAUUGGAUUGCUCCUUGUGGCGGGCUGUUGACAAGCAUUGAGAGAACGGUGAUUCAUUUGAGUAACCUGCCUCAACCUUAGUGGAGCGCACAGAGAAGUUACUUGCUGGCCCACUGGGUGGACACUUUAGCCAGCCGUAGGAGUGCUUUCCAUUUAUAUGGUACCCCAGUGCACCCCCAAGCGGGAUUUCUCAAUGUAACUAAUUAAUGGUUACAUUGUCCCGGAUUAUUGUGCCAGUGCAAAUAUGUUUUUAUUGUGAUGUUCUAGUAAAAACAAUCAAUUUUAGAUGGUAAUUGGGAAUUGAUUUUAUUGCCUGAUCAUGCGUUUGCCAUUUGUAUCUUGUGUGAUGUCAGCCCAUGUGGGUGACCUUGGUUAACCAGUUCUUUUGUUUUAGUGAUUAGGACUUGCGAUUUGCUAGUUGCAACAAGGACUGAGGGCCUGGUGAUUUCACGAGAUUUCUGCUGUGUUUUACAGUGCAAGCUCCACCUGCUAGUGUGCCUUGCUGCUUCCAUACCAUCAUAACACUACUAACCCCAUUACUAACGGUUGGCUAACUACCAUGGUGAUUGGUGGCCAAGUAAACAUCACAAUGAUGCUCCUAAUAAGGCUAUGAUUGUCAAGGAUAUGAAAAUCUCUCUUAAUCUGGUGAAAUUUUCAGUUGCAUUUACACAUAAAUUUCAUAAACCAAUUUCAUCUGGUCUGCAACAUUUUGAUUUAAAGAAGGUUGGCCAAUCUUUUUUUGCAUGUGACAGACAGUGAGAUAAUUACAUAUGAUUGAUGUUUAUUGAAGAUAUUUUUUUAUAAAAUGGAACAAGAUGGUGCAAAUUAUUAUCAAGUUAUUAUACUUGGCGCUGGAGUUGCUGGUCUGAGUGCAGCCAAUUCAUUGCUACAAAGUCAGAUCACAAAUUUUAUCAUUUUGGAGGCUCGCAACAGAAUUGGUGGCAGAGUUGUUGCCAUUGAUGUUGAGGGCUGUCACUUAGAGCUUGGAGCCAGCUGGAUCCAUGGAGUUCUUGGGAAUCCAAUCUAUGAGCUUGCGUCUGCAAAUGGAUUAGUUCCUAUAGUUCAAAAUUGCCAGGCACACACUGUGCUAGCUGCUUGUGAAGAUGGAUCAAAACUUCCAUUUCCCAUUCUGCAAGAGAUGUACGAUGUUUACAGCGUGUUUCUGAAGCGGUGUGAGGAGUACUUCUUAUGUCAGUACCUGCCUCCUGACGGCGUGAAGAGUGUUGGGGAGCAUCUGCUACUCGAGCGUCAGUUGUACCUUGACUCCCUGCCUCCAGAGCAACGACAUGAGCGUGGACUCGUUUUCGAUUAUUUGAUGCGCCGUGAGACGUGCAUAACCGGCGUGAACAACCUCAAUGACUUGGACUUGAUGGAGAUAGGCAGCUACACUGAACUGCCUGGAGGCAACAUAAGUCUUCCUACUGGCUACACAAGUAUCCUUAAACCUCUCACUGUAAAUAUUCCUGCUGAAAAAAUAUUGAAAGAGCAUUCUGUUAGUGUGGUAAGAUGGAGCUUGCCUGGUGACUGUGGUAGAUUGACGAACUUGGGAGCUGAUGAAGAAAUAGCUACUGAUUCAAGCACUACUUCAAAUCCUAAAGUCAAAAUCUCGUGCGAAAAUGGAAAGGAGUUCUUGUGCGAUACUGUGAUAUGUACUUUUCCUUUAGGUGUCUUGAAAAAUUCCGCUGCCACUCUGUUUCAGCCACCUCUUCCAGACUCUAUUUCGAAUGCCUUAACAAAACUCUCUUUUGGAACCGUUGACAAGAUUUUUUUGGAAUAUGAUAGACCAUUUUUAAGUCCUGGGCUGCAGGAGUUAAUUCUCUUAUGGGAGCCGUGUGAUGAGACUAGUGAAAUGACCGACAGAUGGUACCGAAAAAUUUAUUCAUUCACCAAAGUCACAGAAACUCUCCUACUAGCUUGGAUCUCUGGUGACGAAGCAAAGUACAUGGAAACACUACCGUUUGAUACGGUCCUGGAGAAAUGUACCGAGAUUCUCAGACAAUUCCUCGGUGAUCCUUGUGUGCCGAGAGCCAAGAGAUGCAUAUGCACGAGCUGGUGGUCGCAGACGUACACCCGGGGCUCGUACACGGCCAUUGGUGUGGGCGGCUCCCAGCGCGACAUCGUCACCCUAGCCUCCCCCGUCUGGGCCGGACCGCAGCGUGGUCCGCCUGCGCUGCUGCUGGCGGGCGAGCACUGCCACCCCAGCUUCUACUCGACCGUGCACGGCGCCUACCUCAGCGGCAGAGACGCUGCUCAGCUCCUCUGCAAACUGCCUGACUUCAGCCCUGAAAUAACUCUCACCGUCGAGGGCACUGCUGAUUUGUCCUCCUGGAUUCACGGCAUCAGUCUUCAUUAAAGUCAAUUUCUAUGCAGUCGGUGUCUGGCAGAUAGUGCUGAACUACAUACUAGUCGACAUUCCAGUCAAACUCACGUGAAUAAUUUAUUUAAGAAAUUAUUUUCCUCUGAUCUUUUAUAGCUUCAAUGUAAAUGCAACAAUUUUUUGGGCAAGCGUUGGCGUCCCUAUGCAUGGAAGCAAACAUGACUGCUUCCAACAACCUUCCACUAUUGUGAUCAAGUGCAGUCAGAACCUGUUGCUCGCAGAGGGCGUAACCGGUAAUUUAGUAUAAAUAACUUGGGCAGCGUUUUUUUAUCUCUAAAAAACUUAGUUAUUCGGUUAAGAUACCAAUUUUUAUUUAGAUAAUUAUCAUCUCAUAACUUGCGUUCAGCUU
Messenger RNA from Hyalella azteca, 3631 nucleotides. Its product is annotated as spermine oxidase. Lineage: Eukaryota; Metazoa; Arthropoda; Malacostraca; Amphipoda; Hyalellidae. Bases 1711 to 3258 code for a protein of 515 amino acids. The transcript is spliced from 6 exons. The record is from RefSeq and is a predicted model, not a curated record. Gene Ontology annotation, molecular function: polyamine oxidase activity.